Messenger RNA from Saccharomyces eubayanus, 1338 nucleotides. RefSeq names its product glucan 1,3-beta-glucosidase (gene SPR1). Gene Ontology annotation, molecular function: glucan exo-1,3-beta-glucosidase activity. The record is from RefSeq and is a predicted model, not a curated record. The coding region runs from base 1 to 1338 and encodes 445 amino acids. The transcript has a single exon. Lineage: Eukaryota; Fungi; Ascomycota; Saccharomycetes; Saccharomycetales; Saccharomycetaceae. Gene Ontology annotation, cellular component: cell surface; extracellular region. Gene Ontology annotation, biological process: glucan catabolic process.
AUGGUUUCGUUUACAAGGUUAACCACACUAGCGCUGGGCUUUACAAAAUUAGUGAAUUGCAAUCCAGUGUCUCCUAAAAAUAAUGACUCUUUGCGGUUCAUUUAUAAAGAAAGAGCAAAUGUAUACUCCGACGCCAACAGCCAAUCCAUUCGUGAAAAAAUUCGUGGAGUUAAUUUGGGUGGGUGGCUGGUAUUGGAGCCAUAUAUUACACCGUCUUUAUUUGAAGCUUUCCGCACAAACCCGCAUAAUGAUAACGGUAUCCCUGUUGAUGAGUACCGCUUUUGUCAGAGUUUAGGUUACGAAAAGGCAAAAGAACGUCUGUAUAACCACUGGUCAACGUUUUACAAGGAGGAAGAUUUUGCAAAAAUUGCUUCUCAAGGCUUCAAUUUGGUUAGGAUUCCUGUUGGAUAUUGGGCCUUUACAACACUAAGUCAUGAUCCAUACGUUACCGGAGAACAAGAAUAUUUUUUGGACAAGGCUGUCGAUUGGGCCAGGAAAUAUGGCUUAAAAGUUUGGAUUGAUCUGCAUGGAGCUGCUGGCUCCCAAAACGGAUUUGAUAACUCAGGGUUGAGAGAUUCAUAUAAGUUCUUAGAUGAUGAAUAUUUAAGCGCCACUAUGAAAGCUUUGACCUAUAUUUUAAGCAAAUAUUCCACUGACAUAUAUCUAGACACUGUUAUUGGGAUUGAACUACUGAAUGAACCUCUUGGCCCUGUUUUCGAUUUGGAAAAAUUGAAGAACCUCUUUUUGAAACCAGCUUAUGACUACCUAAGAAAUAAAAUUAUGAGUAAGCAAAUCAUAGUUAUACAUGACGCUUUUCAGCCUUACAAUUACUGGGAUGAUUUUUUAAAUAGUGACAAAGAAGAGUAUGGCGUCAUAAUAGAUCAUCAUCAUUAUCAAGUAUUUUCGCCUAUUGAACUAGCAAGAAACAUGGAUGAACGUAUUAAAAUUGCCUGCCAAUGGGGAAUUGGUACCUUAAGCGAAAGACAUUGGUCUGUAGCAGGCGAAUUCUCGGCAGCUUUGACAGACUGUACAAAGUGGCUGAACGGCGUUGGGUUUGGUGCGAGAUACGAUGGAACUUGGGCCAAGGGAAAUGAGAAGUCCUAUCACAUCGGUUCGUGUGUGAACAAUGAGAAUGUAGGUUUGUGGUCUGAGGAAAGAAGACAAAACACUAGAAAAUUUGUCGAGGCUCAAUUGGAUGCCUUUGAAAUGACCGGUGGAUGGAUCAUGUGGUGUUACAAGACAGAGAACAGUAUUGAAUGGGACGUUGAAAAGCUAAUUCAACAUAACCUUUUCCCACAACCAAUUAGCGACAGAAAACACCCAAAUCAAUGUCGCUGA